Molecule: messenger RNA, 1635 nt
Organism: Fusarium keratoplasticum
Lineage: Eukaryota; Fungi; Ascomycota; Sordariomycetes; Hypocreales; Nectriaceae
Product: MFS domain-containing protein
Exons: 3
Coding region: 1-1635 (544 amino acids)
Biological process (GO): transmembrane transport
Molecular function (GO): transmembrane transporter activity
Source: RefSeq, a predicted model, not a curated record
AUGGCUGUCGAUACACAGCAGAGCCUACAGAGGCAAUCAGAAGAAGCUAUCAGACUUGAAGACGGGCCACAUGACCCCAAACCUGAGCCCGAGACCUCAGCCAACGACCAAGCAUUCAUCUCAGGUGGAAAGCUUGCCCUGAUUCUCGCCGCCCUCUAUGCAACCAUGUUUCUCGUUGCUCUGGACCGCACCAUCAUUGGAACCGCAGUUCCUCGCAUCUCAACAGAGUUCCAUGCUCUAGACGACAUCAGCUGGUACGCCAGUGCCUACCUCAUCACCAGCAGCGCAACCCAACUCCUCUGGGGCCGUAUCUACACCUUCUACUCGACAAAGCUCAUCUUCAUCGCUGCCGUCGUCAUCUUCGAGGUCGGCUCCGCCCUCUGCGGUGCUGCCCCCAACUCGACCGCCUUCAUCAUCGGCCGUGCCAUUGCCGGCAUGGGCUCGGCGGGCAUCUUUUCUGGAUCUUCCGUCAUUCUCACCCAAAUACUUCCGCUUGAGAAGAGGCCCAUGUAUAUCGGCAUGAUGGGCUCCAUCUUUGGUGUUGCUUCCAUUGUCGGCCCCCUUAUGGGCGGAGCAUUUACUGACAACGUCACUUGGCGAUGGUGCUUCUAUAUCAACUUGCCUAUCGGAGGCGCUGUUCUCGCUGUUCUCUUCGUGUUCCUUCAUGUCCCCCAAGUUACAAAUACGGAGACUCUCAAGAGACAGUUCAUCCGCAUGGACCCUAUCGGUACCGUCUUGUUUCUCCCCGGUAUCGUCUGCCUCAUUUUGGCUCUUCAGUGGGGCGGUGCCUCUUACCCCUGGAGUGACGGACGAAUUAUUGCACUCUUUGUGGUGGCCGGUGUCCUCCUUCUCGCUUUCAUCGGUGUUCAGAUCUGGCGUCAAGAGGAUGCCACUACUCCUCCUCGUAUCGUCAGCCAGCGCAGUGUCGCCUGUGGUAUUGUUUACGCUAUGUGUAUCGGAGGUGGCAUGAUAUCUCUCCUCUAUACGCUGCCAAUCUGGUUCCAAGCUAUCAAGGGCACAUCCGCAAUUCAGUCUGGCAUCGACACCAUUCCUCUCGUGCUAUCUCUCGUUGUGGGAGCUAUCAUGUCAGGAGCCAUUAUCACCCGUACCGGAUACUAUGUCCCCUGGAUGUUCGUCGCCACCAUCCUGACUUCAGUCGGCUCGGGCUUGAUGACCACUUUCAAAACAAACACUGGUCACUCAGCAUGGAUUGGCUAUCAGGUUCUCUUUGGUCUUGGUCUUGGAACGGGUAUGCAACAGCCCAGCAUGGCCGCUCAGACCGUCCUGUCUCAAUCGGAUGUCUCUAUCGGUAUCUCCCUCAUGUUUUUCUCCCAGUCCCUGGGUGGUGCUGUUUUCAUUUGUAUUGGGCAGUCUAUAUUUGUCAAUUACCUUUCCGACGGUCUCAAAGCGGUUAGUGGAAUCAACAUUCAGGCGAUUCUCGAGGCCGGGGCAACAGCAUUAUCCGAUCUCGUUCCGGCCCACAAGUUACAUGAAGUCUUGGUCGUGUACAACGACGCCUUGCAAAAGGCCUUCAUUGUCGUUGUGGCCGUAUCUGCUUUCAUGGUGGUGCCCGCUCUCGGUAUGGAGUGGAGGACUGUGAAGAACAAGCAGCAGGGCGGAGAGGAGCAAAAGUAG